Molecule: messenger RNA, 445 nt
Organism: Cucurbitaria berberidis CBS 394.84
Lineage: Eukaryota; Fungi; Ascomycota; Dothideomycetes; Pleosporales; Cucurbitariaceae
Exons: 1
Source: RefSeq, a predicted model, not a curated record
CAUGAACCUUCGCUCUCGUGCUUCGGAAAUAUACAAAGUCGUUGCUCGAGGAUUAGUCCAGUGUUUACUGUCGUGGUGCGUACUGCCUCAUACGCUGCGGCCUGGACUAUAUGAGCCAGAUAAAGACCCUCGCUGUUCAGGCGUAAGCCUGAGGGAUGCAGCUGGGCCAGCCUAUUACCCAUCGAAUACUGAAUUAGAUCUAACCGCAUCAUCGUUUCUUCAUCACCGGCUCUCUGCUACAGAAACCGAGCAACGCCAGCAAUUCAUGACUCCCCCAAAGCAAUAUUCAAUAGAUGGAGAAAAAAACAUUGACACGCAAAGGGAUUUCGAUUCCCUGAAGCACGGCUAAGAGUGACGUAGCCACCUUCCACGCAAUCGCGAGUCGCGAUGUGCUCUCUCUGGAGGGGGACAUGACGCGUAUCCCACAGAACUCGGUCUCUACCUG